Lindgomyces ingoldianus is the source of this 1044-nucleotide messenger RNA. RefSeq lists its product as uncharacterized. The coding region runs from base 1 to 1044 and encodes 347 amino acids. The transcript is spliced from 4 exons. NCBI's taxonomy places the organism in Eukaryota, Fungi, Ascomycota, Dothideomycetes, Pleosporales, Lindgomycetaceae. The record is from RefSeq and is a predicted model, not a curated record.
AUGGCGGUUCGCGGAACCGCAGCGGUUGUCGUUGCGUUUGUCCUUACUAGUCUUUCCACCAUUGUGGUAGCACUGAGAUUUUACAGUCGUUACUUCCUUGUCGGGAAAGUGGGUUCUCCAGAUUGGGUUAUGUUAUCUGCUCUUCUUGCCACAUGGUGCUGCACCGUUGUCAAUUACUACCAAGUUGUCUAUCUAGACUAUAGCAGGGCUAUGGAGAGCUUCGAAAUAUUAUCAAGCAUCGUCAGAGGCGGACUCCUCACCUUUUGGAUUUACCGAAUCAACUAUAUCGUCGACCUUUGCCUCGUUAAAGUCUCCAUUCUCCUCUUCUACAACUACGUUGCUUCCUCGCACAAGAGCUUCCACCGAAUCGUCCGCGGAAUAAUAACGAUUGUAGUGAUUGCCAGUUUCUCAAUGAUUAUUGCAGGCGCUUUGACCUGCAUUCCACCUUCAGACGCGUGGUCAACUAAGGUUUUCUUCGAUGGAUUUAGGGGCAUUUAUACCGCGCAAUGCUACGACCCAACCAUCCUCUGGUUCUUCAACGCGGGCUUCAACCUCGUCACCGAUCUCGUCAUAUGGAUCCUCCCCAUUCCUUUCGUGCUCAAUCUUCAAAGCAUGCCCGUAAAACGCAGACUCGAGCUCAUCGGCAUCUUCUCAAUCGGAAUUGUCGCCAUCAUUGCCUCCGCGAUUCGACUUUGGAUAUUGGUUCUUUGGGCAUCGAAUUUCAUGGAGCAGGGCAAACACACGGGAGAUUUCCUAAUCUGGGGACAGGUCGAGCAACACGCAGGCAUUAUCUCAGCUUCAAUACCCUUCCUACGACCUCUAUAUCGCAAGGCCAUCCACGCCCGCCGAGGACGCAAUCAGCCGAGCCCAAGCCCAGCAGCGAAACUGCUUCACCCAACGCCACCUAUUCAGCCCCGCACACCCAUCAUACCCUCUCCAUCACCCACUUUCGGUUCCAGUACUGCACCAUUCAAAGCACCUGCUUCGCCUUUGUCGCCGAUUUCGCCUGUUAGUCCGGAAAUGCAAAUCGGAGCAGCUCUUUGA